AUGUUCAAGAUGUUAAUAAAGUUUAGAAUGAGUGUGAUGCCCACUUUUAUAUAUGGCACGGUGAAGAGCAUGGAUUCUGUUCUCAGGCAAUUCAACGAGUCGAGAGAGACCGGUGAAAUUGAGCCAAGAAAGCGCGAUAAGUUAGUUGUCGAACCGCAACCUAACGAAUUUUACUUGAAAUAUGAGGAUAGAAAGUACGAUGAACAGUAUUACUCCAUGUACCAGUACCGUUUAAAGGUAUUGAGGGAGCGCGUCACCAAGAAUUGUGAAGUCAAAUGGGAUUCACACUUUAAGCUGAAAAACCGUAAAGUUGUGAAGAAGAAUAAGGUCUUAGAUAUCCAGGCCAACGAGCCCUGCUGGUGUGUGGGCACUAUUUACUGCGAAAUGAAAUACAAGCCAAACAUCCUAGAGGAGGUUGUUAACGAUGUGUACGGCGCGCCUGAUUUAGUGAAGGGUUACUUGGAUGAGGACGGCACGGACGAAGUCAUGUUAGAAGACGAAAGCGGUCGAGUGCUUCUUGUGGGUGAACUUGCGAAAACGAAACCACUGGUCAGUGGAACUGUAGUCGGAAUCCUCGGGAUGGAAGCAGAUGCAGGUACUUUUCAGGUCUUGGACAUUUGCUUUCCAUCAGCCUUACCACAGACCGAGCUUCCCGCGGGCUCUCAGCCUGGGAAAGUUGCACUAGUAUCGGGACUAAACGCAAACCCUUCUAAUCCAAGACUUUCACUAAAGCUGCAAUUAUUACAGCAAUACCUAACAGGCGAUGUGAUGAGCCCAGAGUCUGUUGCUGAAAUUGGUAGACUUAUAAUAUGUGGAAACUCAAUAAAUCCUGUUGACCCAGACCAGCUAACGGGAUGCCUUACAGAAGCUGGAACUUUCUUUGGGAAUACGCUUCAGUCCAUGCCAAUUGAUCUCAUGCCUGGUCCACGCGACCUUAGUGAUCAAAGCUUACCUCAGCAACCAUUGCAUAAGGCACUUUUUGGGCCCAUGAUUUCCCCGUUCUUUGAGGAAUCCAAUAAAGAACUCUUUUGUCCUACCACAAACCCAGCAUGGUUUCAGCUUAAUGGUGUUCAAUUAUUAGGCACGAGCGGACAGAACAUUGAUGAUAUGUGCAAGUACGUUCUGCCUUUCGAACCAGACUCUCAAGAAAACUUAGCAGAAGCUAAUAUCGCCACUAGGAUGGACAUCAUUGAGGGGUGCCUAAGGUGGCAGAAUAUAGCACCAACAGCGCCCGAUACAUUGUGGUGCUAUCCUUAUAAAGAUGAAGACCCUUUCGUUCUGAAGAAAUGGCCCCACGUAUUUUUCGUUGGCAACCAGCCCCAAUUUGCUUCGAAAGACGUGCAGUUGGAGGGGGGUGUCAAAGUCAAAGCUAUUGCUGUUCCAGAGUUCAGCAAAACAGGGCAAGUUGUAAUUUUAGAUCUUGAAACGCUGGAUACUACUCUCGUGACAAUCGAUAUGUAG
Messenger RNA from Lachancea thermotolerans CBS 6340, 1461 nucleotides. RefSeq names its product DNA-directed DNA polymerase delta subunit POL31 (gene POL31). Gene Ontology annotation, cellular component: delta DNA polymerase complex. Bases 1 to 1461 code for a protein of 486 amino acids. Lineage: Eukaryota; Fungi; Ascomycota; Saccharomycetes; Saccharomycetales; Saccharomycetaceae. The record is from RefSeq and is a predicted model, not a curated record. Gene Ontology annotation, biological process: DNA replication; DNA strand elongation involved in DNA replication. Gene Ontology annotation, molecular function: DNA binding. The transcript is spliced from 2 exons.